UUGCGCAGGUCUCCUCGUGAUGACAGCAAAUGACAGCACUGUUCGUUCCUGCAGAAGCCAGUGAGAGACGGCUAACCGCCAACAAACAACCCCACUGACUCGAGAAAUCUUAUGAACAGCUGUGUUUAGAGAAACCGUGGACGACCAGUAGACGCUAAUUACAUUUGUCAUUUAGCUCUCUGCCUGUGUGCUGGUGAAGAUGGUGAAGCCAGAUAUCCACACUCUGGCCCACCACCUGAAGCAGGAGCGGCUGUACGUGGCAUCGGAGAAGCAGCUGAUCCAGAGGCUCAACAGUGAUGUGCUGAAGACAGCCGAAAGGCUGUACCGGGCUGCAUGGAUUUCGAAACAGCAGAGGAUCAAUCUUGAUCGGCUCAUUCUCACCAGUGCGGAGGCAUCUCCGGCCGAGUGCUGCCAACAUGCAAAAAUGCUGGAAGACACACAGUUUGUCGAUGGCUACAAGACUCUGGGCUUCCAGGAGACGAUCUACGGCGAGUUUGUGGCCAGAUUGAGGGAGAAUCCUAGACUGGUGGCAUCCUGUCUGGUGGCAGGAGAGAGACUUAACCAGGAGCACACCCAGGCAGUCAUCCAUACAGUCUUCACCUCACUUUAUGGGAACUGUAUCAUGCAGGAGGAUGAGAGCUACCUGCUACAGGUGUUGCGAUACCUGGUAGAGUUUGAGCUGAAGGAGAGUGACAAUCCUCGCCGUCUACUGCGCCGGGGAACCUGUGCCUUUAGCAUCCUUUUCAAGCUCUUUUCUGAGGGCCUGUACUCAGCCAAGCUCUUCCUCACUGCCACCCUCCAUGAACCCAUUAUGCAGCUCCUGGUGGAAGAUGAAGACCACCUGGAGACGGAUCCUGCCAAGGUGACAGAGCGCCUCACUCCUGCCCAGCAGGAACGCUUUGGAGAGAAGGGUUCUGAGACCUACAGACAGCGGGUGCAGGCCGCUGUGGAGGCCAACGAAGCCAAGCUGGUAGCUCUGGUCAAUAAGUUCAUUGGUUAUCUGAAGCAGAACACCUACUGCUUUCCCCACAGCCUGCGCUGGAUUGUGUCACAGAUGUACAAGACUUUGUCAUGUGUGGAGCGUCUUGAAGUGGGUGAGGUGCGCACCAUGUGUACAGACCUACUGCUGACUUGCUUCAUCUGCCCAGCUAUCGUUAACCCAGAGCAGUAUGGUAUCAUCUCAGAUGCUCCCAUCAAUGAAGUGGCCCGAUUCAAUCUAAUGCAGGUUGGGCAGCUUCUGCAGCAGUUGGCCAUGGCUGACGAUGAUGCAGACCCAAGACGGAAGAGCAGUUUGUUGAAAUUUGAUAAGAGUUGUGUUGCUGCCUUUCUGGAUGUGGUGAUUGGAGGAAGAGCAGUUGAGACCCCACCCAUGUCCUCAAUGAACCUUCUUGAAGGCCUCAGUAGAACUGCGGUCUAUAUUACACAUAAUCAGCUGCUCGUGCUGGUGGACUUUGUGCGGAGUGUGAUGGCAGGAGACCAUCUUCGGGAAGAGGAGCACAUGGCUCUGGAGACCCUGGUUGCCAACGUGCCCCAGAAUCGAACUGUGAAGAGCAACAGUCUGGAGCUCACUCCCUCCAACACUCCCCAGCUCUCCCCAGCUACCACUCCUGCCAACAAGAAGAACAGACUCCCCCUAGGACAACACUUAGCAUCCUUAACAUCCUGGGACCCCACUGCCACCACUCUGUCUGCACACAUUCCAUUAGUAACCCCUUUUGCAGCUGCCCGUAGCCGCAGCCGUACCAACAUCGCCCAGGAGGGGGAGGCAGAGGCUAGCUCCCAAGAAUCCCUACAAGAGCUGAUGCCAGAGGAGGUGCUGGUGAUUUCACUGGGAACUGGUCCUCAGACGGUCCCUGGGAUGAUGUCAGAGAAUGAGGUUUUGAACCUGCAGAUGGCUGAUGGGACCCAGGGGGACGGUCAUGCUGAUGAUACUAAGCUGCAUGGCAAACCAGACAAAACCCUGCGCUUCUCGCUCUGCAGUGACAACUUGGAAGGAAUCUCAGAGGGUCCAUCCAAUCGUUCAAAUUCUGUGUCAUCUCUGGACCUGGAAGGAGAGUCUGUUUCUGAGCUGGGGGCUGGACCAUCAGGGAGUAACGGGGUGGAGGCCCUCCAGCUUUUGGAGCAUGAACAAGCCACCACUCAGGACAACCUGGAUGACAAACUGCGCAAGUUUGAGAUCAGAGAUAUGAUGGGUCUGACAGAUGAUCGGGACAUCUCUGAGACGGUCAGCGAAACCUGGAGCACUGAUGUGCUUGGCAGUGACUUUGACCCCAACAUGGAUGAAGAUCGGCUGCAGGAAAUAGCAGGGGCAGCUGCAGAGAACAUGCUUGGCAGCCUGCUGUGUCUUCCUGGCUCUGGUUCAGUCCUGCUUGACCCCUAUGGCUCCACCAUCUCAGAGACCACAAGUGAGGCCUGGAGUGUUGAAGUCCUUCCCAGUGACUCAGAAGCCCCAGACCUGAAACAGGAAGAACGUCUGCAGGAGCUGGAGAGCUGCUCAGGGGUUGGCAGCACCUCGGAUGACACCGAGGUCAGAGAGGUUAGCUCGAGACCCAGCACACCAGGCCUCAGUGUUGUCUCAGGUAUCAGUGCAACCUCAGAAGACAUCCCCAACAAGAUCGAGGACCUGCGGUCAGAGUGCAGCUCAGACUUUGGAGGGAAGGACUCUGUGACCAGUCCAGAUGGGGAGGAGUCAGGCCACGGAGCACACCAUCUAACAUCUCCACCCUCACAGUCCGAUUCCUUACUUGCCAUGUUUGAUCCCCUCUCCUCUGCUGAAGGCUCCUCCACUGGAACAAUAGUAAGGCCUAAAGUGCACUACGCCAGGCCCCCUCACCCUCCCCCGGAUCCACCCAUCCCUGAAGCUAGUGCCCUGGGGCAGGAGACGCGCCACUCUCUCUUCACGCCUCACUGCCUGGCCCAGGCUGAGCUGGAACACACCAAGCAGCGUCACUCCUUCCCUGACAGGCUAGUUCGGAGCCGCAGUUCUGACAUCGUCUGCCCCGGCCGCCGGCCAACAAGUGACCCUGGCCUUAACCGGCGGGUCGCAGUCGAAGAGCGCGACCCUGCCGGAGCCUUCGCCUUAGGACCAUCCUCGUCCCCCAGCAAAGACUCCCUGAAAGGAGAGGUUGAGGACAGAAAAGACAGUGACGAUGAGAAGUCUGAUCGCAACAGACCAUGGUGGAAGAAGCGCUUUGUGUCGGCCAUUCCCAAAGCUCCUAUAGCAGCAUUUCGGAAAAGGGAUAAGCAGGAGAAAGACGAGAUCACCCCGGAGCGGAUCCCACAAGAUGACCCAUUGCCCAGACAGAGCUGUCAGGCGCAGGCAGCUGAAGACAUCCUGGACAAGUACAGGAACAUCAAGAGAACCAGUCCGAGUGAUGGAGCCACAGGUGGAGCUUCUUAUGAUGGGACAGGAGAUCUUUGUGUGGAUGACAACGUGCACGACUCUCCCCGAGAAGACACCCUGCAGAACAUUUCCACAGAUGACCUCCCGGACUCAGCCAGCCAGACAGCACAGCAGCAUGACUCCAAGUUCUCAUUCAGUGAUGCAAAGAAGAAGUUGAGGCUGGCCUUGUGCUCUGCGGACUCUGUGGCUCUGCCCAUCAUGGCUCCUGCAACCACAAGAAAUGGACUUCCUGAUCACAUGGACUCUGAGGACAAUGAGAUCGUCUGCUUCCUGAAGGUACAGCUAGCAGAGGCUAUCAACCUUCAGGAUAAGAACCAGAUGGCCCAGAUCCAGGAGACCACGCGCUGUGUCAGCCGCUUCGAUCCACGCACCUGCAGGAAGCUGCUGGCUGCCAUUGCGGAGGAUUACAGAAAGCGGGCUCCAUACAUAGCUUAUCUAACCAGGUGUCGUCAGGGCCUUCAGACCUCUCAGGCCCAUCUGGAGAGGCUCCUCCAGAGGGUGCUGCGAGACAAGGAGGUGGCUAACCGCUACUUCACCACCGUCUGUGUUCGACUCCUUCUGGAACACAUGGAGUCCAAGAUGCUUGACUUCAUUAAAGCGUUCCAGGGGUGCACGGCAGCGGAUGACAAGACAGCAGCAGUGGAGGAUUUUCUGCGCUACUUGUACGGUGCCAUGGCCCGUGAUGCCAUUUGGCAGUAUGCGAGCGAGGACCAGCUGCAGGAUGCCCAGAUGGCUAUCGAGCGCAGCGUUAUGAAUCGCAUCUUCAAACUGGCCUUCUACCCCAACCAGGAUGGAGAUAUUCUCAGAGACCAACUUUUUUAUGAACACAUCCAGCGGCUCUCGAAAGUGGUGACGGCCAAUCAUAAAGCUCUUCAAGUCCCAGAGGUUUACCUGAAGGAGGCCCCCUGGCCCUCCGCUCAGUCUGAGAUCAAGACCAUCAACGCGUACAAAACGCCACGUGACAAAGUUCAGUGUAUACUGCGCAUGUGUUCCACCAUCAUGAACCUCCUCAGUCUGGCCAAUGAAGACUCAGUCCCUGGGGCGGAUGACUUUGUCCCUGUACUUGUGUUUGUCCUCAUUAGGGCAAACCCGCCCUGCCUGCUGUCCACCGUUCAGUACAUCAAUAAUUUCUAUGCCAGCCGGCUGAGUGGGGAGGAGUGCUAUUGGUGGAUGCAGUUCACCGCGGCGCUGGAAUUCAUUAAGACCAUCGACGAUCGCAAGUGAAGCAGAACAGCCACCUGUAUGGGCAGACUGCGGGGGAAGGAGCCGGGAGACUGGGAGACUUCCCAACCAACUGCUCCCUCUGCACAGCUUAGAAAACCUGGCCCUCAGCCUGCUCUUUAUUUGUAUAGCUUGUACAUAGCCAGAGACGUUGAAAGAUUACAAAAUAUAUAUUACUGUACGUAUGUGGACAAAUCCAGGUUUUAGCCGUGCUGAAAAAAACGGCCUUUGGGAAAAAUUAGCAAGAUGUUAACUUUGAACCUGAUUUGGAUUUUUCCUUCUCGUUUUGUCUCUUCAAUCAUAUUUCACUUUUGGGGUCUGUAUUAGGAAUUGUAUAUAUAUACACACAAUUAUCAUUACCAUUACUGAUAUGACAUUAAAUCAAACUAAAAGAUAAUCCUAUAUGAAGGGACCAGACUUCCUUGAUGUGAUCACUGAUCUUUUUUCCCCCCCUGAGUAAGAGGGAAGGGCUUCCAAUUAAAUUACAAUAUAAUGUUGAUUAAAUGCAUUGUAACGUGGGGAUUUACAGUGCGUGAUAGUUACUGAUGGGAUUUAGUGGCUCAUAAACACUGAGAUCAAUUCACAAUAACCAUAGCACUCAUAAGGUUAGUGUAUCAAAUAGUAGGGCAGCUUAUUUUGAGAAUUGUUUACUUCAUCUGAUUCCCAAAAACAAGUGUGUCAGUGACAAUUUGGACAUAAGGGCCCACAUAUUUAUACGAAAUAAAAUGUAUUUAUUUCUGUAAUUCUAUUUAAUGCUUUGUUUAUCUCAUUUAAAAAAAAAUGCAAAUGCAUAUCAUGCCCGUUUAAGAUGUCUGAGGCGAGUGGUGUUAUUAUAAAAAAAGCUUGCAAGAAAAGCUUGAGUUAGGAAGGCACCUUAGUGAUGAGUGGCCCACGGGUGGGGAUGCUGAUACAGGGUCAACUGGUGCACAAGAGCAGAGGUGGCAUUUUUUUGGAAAUAUUAUUGAAAUAGUGCCUUUGAUGUGGGGGGCGCUCUGUACAGGUAGAUUUCUUUUUUUUUUAACCUAGCAUAGGCAUUAUCCCCACCCUUCCCCACCUGCCAAACACUCCAACAGGCCGACCACGCACCACCACAUCGCUGAUUGUCAUGGCUCAGUCCCUUUAAAGCACUUGAGUUUGAACAAAUUUCCCCUCUGGUGUUCUAGAUCCUACCUCAGAGUUGAAACCAAUGAGCCUGAUAUCAGUGUGUAUACAGUAACUGUCUUGCAUUGGUUCACAACAGGGUACUGGAUCACUUUUGCACUGGUUAAAAAUUAGUGAGGGGAAGGUAGGAAAAUAUAGAUGCUAUGCUGCUGUUAUGCUUGUUGUGGUCACAUCACCCUUAAUUAAAGGAACACUUCACCUAAAAAUAAAAUUUCAGUGAAAAUCUUCUCACCCCCAUGCAGGUGGAAAGUUGGGAGAAGUUUUGUAUUCUACAAAACAUUUCUGCAGCUUUACAGCAAAACCACAGUACAGCAUUCUCCUAAACAACUGAAGUAAAUGGGGAUUUGUUUAAAGAAAAAAAAAAAAAACACAAAAUGGCUCCAUACAGUUUGUCCAGCGUAGUCCAAGUUUACGGAAGCCCUGAGAUCCCAAACUGAUUUGAAAAGAUGUUAUUAACACCCUUCAACACACACACUUCAGAUGCUGUUCAAUCUAAGGCUUUUAGCUUAGCAGCUACACUGAAAGGGUGUAAGGGUGUUUUUUUUACAGUCUUUUUGAAUCAGUUUGGGAUUUAGGGAUUAUUUAAACAAGUCUCCAGCUACGUCAGUUGAUUUGGAGCAAUCAACUGAUGUGGCUGUUGUCUACUGUUGCAAUGUUGUUUUGCUGUGAAGCUCCAGAAAUGUUUCAUAGACUAUUAAACUGCACCGGACUUUCCAUUUACAUGGGGGUGAGUAGAUAAUGCCUGAAUUUUCACGUUUGGAUGAACUGUUCCUUUAACACAAGCCUUUCUUAGCGAACAAAGACAUUUUAGAUUUGAAUCGUAGACCUGAGAUGCCACAUGUGUCCACAUGGGCAGACUAGUGAUUAUUGGAUAUUAGCUCUCUACCUCCUCAUAAGUUCAAGAAAGGGACUCUUGUUUAUGUGCACUUAUAUUUCUUUUUCUUUCCCAAUUUGGCGUGCUGUGAUAUCCCAGUGUCAUUGUAACUUUCCAAUUAUAAUACAAGCAUGUCUUUAAUUACCCAGAAAUGACUAAAACUCAUCCUGUCUUGAAAUCCUCUGCUUCAUUUUUGCGCACUCACGUGCCACGUGUAUUAUAGUUUGAUAACCCUUGACUUUUCACCAUAAAUGACCUGACAGCACAAUACACAGUAGGAUAGAAGAGCAAAUAAUCAACACUAUUGACUUGUUACUGACUUGCAGUUUAUGCUAAAGUGGUUGGUGUAAUACGUGAGUGUGGUUUUUAAUCUAGUGAGCGCGCGUGAGACGAUCGUGUGACUGCUUGACCCUCUGCCUCCUCUUGCAUGAAGUCAUUGGAUGGUCUGUACAUUCUCAUUCAUGAUAAACAGUAGAAUAGGAUUAGCAUCUGCCACAGGCCAGUAAUUGAACCUGCAAGAGGACGCAAAGCUUCUCUUUGUGUCCGUGAUACUUGCAUAUCAGAACUCAAUGAUUUAUUUUGCACAAAACAGAUGUGUUUUCCUGAACAAAUUGACAGGGAGCAGUGCAUUUUGAAAUGUCAUCACUUCUCGUGUAAACAUUUUGUGAUUUUGAAAUAAUAUUUGAGUAGCUGAGUUAAGCACCUGACUGUUACUCUUUUGAACAGACGAACAUCCACAUUUAUGGGCAACCUCACAAAUGCGUUUUUUCGCAUCCGUCUACAGCAGCACGUGCGCCAGAUUUGUACGUGUCUGUGCAGUAUGCUUCCUUGCAGAGUCUGUGUAAUCAAUUUGAUGAGAAAACCAUGCACUGGAAAAUCAAGUUGCAGGUUGCAUCUAUACUAAUUAGGUUUAUGUGAUGUCACUUUAAUUGGAAAUACAUACUCCACAAAUCUGAUGAAAUUAUUUGGACCUGGCUUAUGUUUCUGCGUUCCCACUGAUAGCAGGUCGCAGCAGCUCCAUAUGAUCCUGGAGAAGUACUGAUCAAAACACUGCAUCAUUUACACAAAAUCACAUCUGACUGUGAUAGCAACUGUACUUUUAGCUCUGAUUGUAUGCAAACCACUGGACAGUGGUGUCAAGAAAAACCGACUGAGUCGGUCUGUUCUUCAAAGCUUUACUGCUCUGCUCCCUGUGCAAUUGAGUUGAAAGCAGAGAAAGAAUAAAAUAGAGUUUUACAUCUUAACAUCUAAUUUUACAUUUAAUUGUAAGCUUGCACAAUUAUGACAUGCGGGGAAAUCCGGUUUGUCUUUACUGUGAUUAAUGCAUUAUGUAAUUCUUUAAAAACAAUAAAAGAAGCAGAAGUUUUU
Messenger RNA from Acanthopagrus latus (yellowfin seabream), 8027 nucleotides. RefSeq names its product GTPase activating protein and VPS9 domains 1 (gene gapvd1). Gene Ontology annotation, molecular function: small GTPase binding; GTPase activator activity; calmodulin binding. The transcript has 28 exons. Gene Ontology annotation, cellular component: endocytic vesicle; cytosol; cytoplasm. Lineage: Eukaryota; Metazoa; Chordata; Actinopteri; Spariformes; Sparidae. Gene Ontology annotation, biological process: vesicle-mediated transport; regulation of actin cytoskeleton organization; regulation of GTPase activity. The record is from RefSeq and is a predicted model, not a curated record. Bases 200 to 4627 code for a protein of 1475 amino acids.